AUGUCUGACGCCGUUAUCUCCUACGCUGCUUUCAUCUUAGCUGACGCUGGUUUAGAUGUCUCUGCCGAAAACUUAUUGACUUUAACUAAGGCUGCUGGUGCCGACGUUCAAAACGUCUGGGCUGAUGUCUACGCUGAAGCUUUACAAGGUAAGGACUUGAAAGAAAUCUUAGCUGGUUUCCACAAUGCUGGUCCAGCUGCUGCCGGUUCCGGUGCUGCUGCAUCCUCUGGUUCUGCUGCUGCUGCCGAAGCUGCUGAAGAAGCCGCUGAAGAAGAAGCUGAAGAAUCCGACGACGAAAUGGGUUUCGGUUUAUUCGAUUAA
This is a messenger RNA of Tetrapisispora phaffii CBS 4417, 321 nucleotides long. RefSeq names its product ribosomal protein P1 beta (gene RPP1B). Lineage: Eukaryota; Fungi; Ascomycota; Saccharomycetes; Saccharomycetales; Saccharomycetaceae. Gene Ontology annotation, molecular function: protein kinase activator activity; ribonucleoprotein complex binding; structural constituent of ribosome. Bases 1 to 321 code for a protein of 106 amino acids. The record is from RefSeq and is a predicted model, not a curated record. The transcript has 2 exons. Gene Ontology annotation, biological process: cytoplasmic translation; translational elongation. Gene Ontology annotation, cellular component: cytosolic large ribosomal subunit; ribosome.